Messenger RNA from Heterostelium album PN500, 564 nucleotides. RefSeq lists its product as uncharacterized. Lineage: Eukaryota; Evosea; Eumycetozoa; Acytosteliales; Acytosteliaceae. The transcript has 3 exons. The record is from RefSeq and is a predicted model, not a curated record. The coding region runs from base 1 to 564 and encodes 187 amino acids.
AUGAAUAGAAUAUUCUUAUCUAAAUAUCAAGAUGAGAUUCAAACCAUCAAUCUCUAUUUAAAUAAACUGAUCAAUGAUAAACUCAUUGUUUAUGCAAUUGAUCCGAAAUCCGAUCUAUUCGAAACCAAAGAAAGCUAUGGUGAUCGGAUUCUAAGUUGUCAAAUUUAUAAGAUCAUUACAAGUGAAUGUGGCUUUACGCCUUCACCAGAUACUCUCGAUAAAAUCCGUCAACACUCAACAUCCAAUAUCUUAUUAUCUCAACUCUAUGACCUAUUACCGAUCUCUAAUUUCAUUGCUGGUCAAGAACUAACUCAUUACAAGCAAAAGGCUGAUAUCAUGGAGGUUAUCAUCUGCGAACUGAAAGAGUCAAAGGAUAAGGUUGCCAAACAAUUAUUAAAACUAAUGAUACUAGUUCUUAUUCAACAUGCCAUGUUCAAGCUAAACACUAAAGACUUUCUUCUUGCCAAACUUUACAAUUCAUUGACGAUGGCAUCUAUAGUUUCACUUCUCGCUCCACUGGGUAUCUUUAGACCAAAGACCACCCCUCUUCUACAAGAGAAUUGA